Molecule: messenger RNA, 1152 nt
Organism: Lactuca saligna
Lineage: Eukaryota; Viridiplantae; Streptophyta; Magnoliopsida; Asterales; Asteraceae
Source: the annotation of a GenBank genome assembly
AUGGUGGUUCUUGAGAAAAGCCCUAAUUCCAAAAUUGAAAAUGGCGAGGGUUCUAAUAGCAAGAAGAAACGAAAGAGGAACAAGAACAAGAAGAACAGUGGAGAGGAAGAGCCUGAUCUGGUAGCACAGGAAGUAGCAGAAAUCAAUGACAGUGAGAAGGAAGAGGAAGUUACAGCGGUGAAAGAGAAGAAAAGGAAGAGAAAGAAGAAAGAGACGAAAGCUAGCGAAGAAGAAAAGGAAAACACAGAGACAGACGAUAAUAAUGAGGAUGAAGAAGGCGAAGAGGGUAUGCACAUGGAAGAAAAGGCGGAAAAGGAGACAGAGACAAAGACAAAGAAGAAGGUGAAGAAAAGCGGUGGUGACUCUGGAAUCAUGAGUAGCGAUUCAUUUAUUUCUUUGCCCUUAUCCGAACCAACAAAGAAAGCUAUUCUUGAUAUGGGUUUCCAGUACAUGACUCAGAUUCAAUCUAGGUCAAUUCCUCCACUUUUGGAAGGAAAAGAUGUUCUUGGAGCUGCAAGAACAGGUUCUGGGAAAACAUUAGCCUUUCUUAUCCCAGCAGUCGAGUUGUUAUAUCAUGCUUGCUUUGCUCCUCGAAAUGGAACUGGUGUCGUUGUCAUCUGUCCAACAAGGGAGCUUGCAAUACAGACUCAUACAGUUGCAAAGGAUCUUCUCAAGUAUCAUUCACAGACUGUUGGAUUAGUUAUGGGUGGUGCAGGAAGAAGAACAGAGUCUGAGCGUCUUGUGAAAGGAGUAAAUUUAUUGGUAGCUACCCCUGGAAGACUUCUUGAUCAUCUUCAGAAUACAAAAGGCUUUAUUUUUAAGAACCUAAAGUGCUUUGUGAUUGAUGAAGCUGACAGAAUAUUGGAAGCAAACUUUGAAGAGGAAAUGAAGCAGAUAAUUAAAAUCUUACCCAAGACAAGGCAAACUGCUCUCUUUUCUGCAACUCAGACAAAAAAGGUUGAGGAUCUUGCACGCUUAUCAUUCCAAACUACUCCAGUGUACAUUGAUGUAGAUGAUGGAAGGACAAGAGUGACAAAUGAAGGAUUGCAACAAGGCCGGAACCACCACGAAUGUUGCAUACCCCGACUAGGUCUCGCUAUGGUAGACAUGACCACACCUGAUUACAAAUCAUACCGUAAACCCACAAAAUAA